Molecule: messenger RNA, 1892 nt
Organism: Linum trigynum
Lineage: Eukaryota; Viridiplantae; Streptophyta; Magnoliopsida; Malpighiales; Linaceae
Source: the annotation of a GenBank genome assembly
UUUCAUUCUCAAGCAAACCAACCUUCCUUUGUUCAAAACUGAAAGGGGAAAAGCAAAGGCAAGUUCCUGAGAGAACUGUGAUUAAGCAGAAAUUUAGUCACCAGAAAGCAUACCAGAGGAAUUUACUGCGCUUCCCGCGGCAGAGGAAUGAAUUGGGAAGACGAUGAGGAGAAGCUGCCGCCGUCGCAGAGGCCGGAGUGGUCGGACGUCAGUCCUCUCCCUCAAGACGACGGUCCAAACCCUGUGGUUCCGAUCGCUUACAAGCCGGAGUUCGCUGAGACAAUGGACUACUUUCGCGCCAUCUAUCGCGCCGAUGAGCGAUCCCCUCGCGCCCUUCAGCUCACUCACCAAGCCAUCCUCCUGAAUCCCGGCAACUACACUGUAUGGCAUUUCAGGCGUUUGAUACUGGAGACAUUAAAUAAAGACCUGCAUCAGGAACUUGAUUAUGUUUCCAGGAUUGCUGAGAAGAAUUCUAAAAAUUAUCAGAUAUGGCAUCAUAGACUCUGGGUUGCAGAGAAACUCGGUCUUGAUGCUGCUGAUAGAGAACUUAAGUUCACUGAGAAGAUACUCUCUGGUGAUGCUAAAAAUUAUCAUGCGUGGUCACAUAGGCAGUGGGUUCUGCAAUCUCUGGGGGGAUGGGAUGAUGAGCUAGAGUACUGCCGCCAGCUACUUGAAGAGGAUAUUUUCAAUAACUCAGCCUGGAAUCAGAGAUACUUCGUCAUAAUGAAAUCACCUCUCCUGGGAGGCUUGCAAGCCAUGAGAGAGUCGGAAGUGAAGUACACGGUUGCAGCCAUUCUAGCUAACCCUGAGAACGAGAGUCCAUGGAGGUAUCUCAGAGGCCUCUACAAAGACGACCCAAAGUCAUGGAUUCAUGAUCCUCAAGUCUCGACCGUUUGCCUGAAGUUAUUGAGUAGUGGAGGUACCACCAACCAUGUAUUCGCUUUGAGCACUGUUCUCGAUCUUCUAAGUCACGGUUUCCAGCCAAGCCAAGAGUUGAGAGAAGCAGUGGAAGCCUUGAAUUUCACUGGUUCACGUCCAGAUUCACAGGAGAGCAUCGGCUUGGGGAAUGUAGUUUGUUCUGUGUUGGAACAUGCUGAUGCCAUGAGGGUCAAUUAUUGGAGAUGGCGGAAAAGUCAGCUGACUAUGUAGAACUGAUAUGAAUCUGAUGGAACUGUUUGUAAACUACUUGUUCUUUCUUGCUUCUGCAAACUCAGUCUUUUCUACUGAUGUUCCAUGCUUGAUUAAUAUGCAUUUCCAUGUUAAAAAGUAAGGGAAAAGGAGGAACAGAAUUGAAUAGAACACGCCUUUGAUCUAAAGAUUUAAUCCUAUCUCCUAAUUGAGUUCCGUUCAGCAAUGCUUAUGAACUACACACUACACUAACAAGGACGACUUCAAGAGACAAAUUACAUUUCACGGUUCAUGUUAAGCGAUGAAUUUGUUGAGGAUUAAUAUGAAAAGCUGAAAAAUAAGGGUACUGGAGGAGGAUAAGAGUAUGGGCCAAGCUCAGGCAUCGUUUGGAAGUUGCGAUGGUUAAAUAGAUGUAUUGUUGUGAAUAUAUGUAUUGAUGAAUUUGAUGCAUUGUCAAAUAUAACUUUUAGUAUAUUUGAUUGUAUAUGCCACGAUCAGCUAAAUAUUGAGAUAAAAAGGGUUAAUAUAUUUGUAUGACCUGAACUUUUCACAUAAUAAACAUCCUGGCCAAUAUUUUCGAUCUAUAACAUCAUGACUUGAACUAUACACCAAAGAAACGAAAUUGGCUAAACCCGAAAAUUGAUCGUUAUCUUUGACGAUCAACGCGCCAUGUCACCGUCAAGUCAACACCUUUCACUUAGAUUUUUUAUUUAUUUUCCACCUAUUACUAUUUUUUUCAUUUUAAAUAAAAAAUUUGAAAAUAA